AUGUUGCCACAUGCUUUACUGGGUUAUCGAACGACGGUCAGAACGUUGACUGGUGCUACUCCAAACUUGCUAGUAUAUGGAACAGAAGCAGUCAUACCUGCUGAAGUCGAGAUACCGUCUUUGAGAAUCAUCCAAGAAGCUGAGUUAACUGACGCUAAAUGGGUUGCCGUCUGUCAUGGUCAGUUGUAUAGACAGAGAAUGAUUCGUUCCUUUCACAAGAGAGUUAGAGCCAGAAAUUUUGAAGUUGGCCAGUUGGUUCUUAAGAGUAUUUUUACUCAUCAAGACGAGUACAAAGGAAAGUCCGCACCAAACUGGCAAGGUCCUUACAUGGUUCGUAAAGUAUUAUAUGGAGGUGCUUUGGUCUUGGCGGAGAUGGAUGGUACCGUAUGGCCUAAACCUAUCAACUCAGAUGCUAUCAAAAGAUACUACGUGUGA
Solanum pennellii is the source of this 435-nucleotide messenger RNA. RefSeq lists its product as uncharacterized. The record is from RefSeq and is a predicted model, not a curated record. NCBI's taxonomy places the organism in Eukaryota, Viridiplantae, Streptophyta, Magnoliopsida, Solanales, Solanaceae. The transcript has a single exon. The coding region runs from base 1 to 435 and encodes 144 amino acids.